AUGUCAGACUAUUUGAAUGGGGGUCUGCGAAUUAUUAAUCUUGACAUCAAAAGCAAAGCAUUGUUGAUUGGUCGUGUCUUCCGAUUUCUUGAAGAGAAUGAGGCACCUUGGAAAGAUUUCAUGCGUUAUUACAUCGGACGGGCUUUAGGCAUAAACGAUAACUCGAGACCAAAUAGUGACAUUCCAACUCCGUUUUAUAGUCAUCUUCGUGUUCUGAGAGAAUUUGCUGUUGAUUUGGACGUAUUGAAGAUUGCGUUACCCCGGUACAAGCAAGAAGCGAGUUGGCUUGGAAUCAAAGAUUUGGUCCUGGUUUAA
Molecule: messenger RNA, 315 nt
Organism: Paramuricea clavata
Lineage: Eukaryota; Metazoa; Cnidaria; Anthozoa; Malacalcyonacea; Plexauridae
Source: the annotation of a GenBank genome assembly